Diorhabda sublineata is the source of this 884-nucleotide messenger RNA. RefSeq names its product mpv17-like protein. The transcript has 5 exons. Lineage: Eukaryota; Metazoa; Arthropoda; Insecta; Coleoptera; Chrysomelidae. Gene Ontology annotation, cellular component: cytoplasm; membrane. Bases 273 to 812 code for a protein of 179 amino acids. The record is from RefSeq and is a predicted model, not a curated record.
GCUACGUAUUAUCCUUCAUUGAAAAGGUUGAAAUUUGUUGACCCUAAUCUACAUUUAUUUUAAAUUGAAAUUGCUUGUCCUUAAUUCAUUUGAAUAGGGUCUCCACACAAAAUAACGUAAUUAAACUACAGAACUUGUGUUUAUACUAUAAUCUUAUCUUGUUAUCAACAAGUUUAUCUAUCAGUUGAUAUAUGAAAGAUUCACGGUUUAUAGUUAUAUUGAUUUAGUACGUGUGCAGUUGGGAAAUUAGAUAUUUUCAAGAAUUUAAAAUUAUGAACAAUGUGAGAUUUUUUUUAAAAACUUGUUUGGAGAAACGACCCAUUUUAACCAAUUCGCUUAUAUAUGGAUCAUUAUGUACAAUAUCGGAAUUUUCACAACAAACUAUAUCUAAAAAGUUAUCAAAACCCAUUGAGCCCUAUGACACAGCAUCUAUCACGAAAUUUGCUAUUUAUGGAACUGGGAUAGGUGGUCCUUUGAUAGCAUUAUGGUACAGAUUUUUGGAUAAAAAGUUUCCAGGAUGUUCUUUGAAAAUCGCCGUGAAAAAAUUAGCAAUCGAUCAAUUGACAUUCACUGCAGGACUUUUGGUGGUAUUUUAUACCUCGAUGAGUAUAAUGGAUGGCAAGAAAGACAUUUUCGAAGAAUGUAGACAGAAGUUCAUACCGACGUACAAAACCAGUUGUUUGUUCUGGAUACCAGCUCAGCUGAUGAAUUUCAUUUUAGUGCCACCAAUAUACAGGGUAAUCUAUAUCGGAACAUGCUCGUUUGUGUGGAUUAACAUUUUAUGCUACUUGAAACGUCAAAAAGUAGAAUAAAGAAUUUCUAUGAAAUGGUAAUAUAUGUAUCAUAACAUUAGGAUUUAUAUGUAAUAUAUAUUUAUACAGAAU